Spathaspora passalidarum NRRL Y-27907 is the source of this 453-nucleotide messenger RNA. RefSeq lists its product as uncharacterized. Lineage: Eukaryota; Fungi; Ascomycota; Pichiomycetes; Serinales; Debaryomycetaceae. The record is from RefSeq and is a predicted model, not a curated record. The transcript is spliced from 2 exons. The coding region runs from base 33 to 284 and encodes 83 amino acids.
AUAGUCCUCUGAUUCAAUAUAAAUAACACAUAAUGGCUGCACAUCAGAAAGUUUAUGGAGAUUACCCAGUAUACUAUAAGAAUCCAAUCAGGUGGGCUCGUUAUCACGCUCAUACCAAGCCACAUUUCGUAUUUGCUGUAUUUUUCGCAGUUAGUGCUCCAGUAUUAUUGUUGUUGACUCCAUUAAGAAGAAAGUUCUUAUAUGACGACCACACUCCACUUCCAUAUGUUUACCCUCUCCCAAAUAGACCUAGAGAUAAAAACUUGUCUGGUUAUGAUGAUUAGAGAAAGGGGAAGUUCAGUGAAAAACUUGUUAUGAUAGUGUUUUUUUUGGAUACGUGCAUUAUAAAUGGGAACAGAAAAUAAGGGCCCUUUGAUAUUCUAUUUCUCGUUACUUUGAGGCGUGUUAUAGUAUAUUUUAUAUAAAGUAAUUCUUAUUUCAUGUUAUUUAUAG